Molecule: messenger RNA, 3433 nt
Organism: Daldinia loculata
Lineage: Eukaryota; Fungi; Ascomycota; Sordariomycetes; Xylariales; Hypoxylaceae
Exons: 2
Coding region: 166-3066 (966 amino acids)
Source: RefSeq, a predicted model, not a curated record
UUCACUAAUUCUUUCCCCCACCAGCACGUAAAUUCGAUACACAUCAUCUCAUUUCACCCGCUUUUCUCGCCCACUCGAAAUAUCACAACGUUACCUUCAUACGGAACAGUCCUCAAACCAAGGGGACUCUGGUCCCGCUUCUCUAUCAUACACGCACUAUUCGCGAUGACAGUCGGCAAUCCGAGCGAUGCGCCGCCGUUAAGUAGUGCCUCCGGUAUGCGUAUCUCGCCCGCCAACAUCGAACAAGUCGAUGUGCUCGCGAGAAAGUUGUACAAGCGAGCGCGAGUAAACCCCGAGCUUGAGGGGGUAGCAGAUGCAGUGCGCAGUCUACAUGCGGUCCUAAAACAUCUAAAGUUCGAGACUGAGGAUCCAGGAUCACUACUUAAUGUUGAUAGCAGUGCUGUAUAUACGCGGCAACUAACACCUAUUCUCGAGGACUCGGAGUUCGCGCUUAAGCAGCUAGACACCAUACUCGAUAAGAAAUAUGGAAGAGGCAGCGAUGACGGCAGUGGUGAUAGUGUUAGUAGAGGGAUGCAGAUGGACGGAGAGAAAGGCUGGACGAUUUUAGAAAGCCGCGAGCGCGACAUGAUUAAUUUAAUACAUACCAAGCUCACAAAUCAGAAGCUAAAUAUCGACAUGUUCCUCGAUACCGUCCAGCUUCAUAACCCGUCUAAAUCUCGUCGGCUAGUCGAUACGAAUAGCGCCAAUCUCGACUCUAUCAAGGAUAAGGUAGAUUUCAUCGCAUCUCGCAUAUGCCAACGAACGAAUUCAAAUUUGAGCGACGGUAACGAAGAGGAGCUUUGGGAGCAGUUUCGAGAUGAGCUAGAGCAAGCAGGUUUCUCUAAGGACGUAUUGCGUAAAAAUCAGGACGUCAUACGAGCCUACAUCCGCCAGUUAGACAACCAGCUCAGCGCCAACGGCGGCGGCAGCACCCCUUCGGUGCGGGGACUUCUGGAGUAUUACCGUCCUCGAGGUUAUGACGGGCUACAAAUCACUCCGUACCCAACGAACCCUACCCCGGCCGAUUUCAGCCCGGAGGAAUUGCAGCCCAACAUCGAUGAGGAGAAGCUAUUUCCGUCGAUGAGGAUGAAGCGUUUAGAAGACGAAGACGACAACAACAACAUAGAACGGCAAAUAUCGAAACCGCCCAGCAUGCCAGAUUAUCCUACGAAUCUCUCUUACGAUCGCCACUCAUCAGGCGGCGAUGGCGGCGAUGAGUCGACGGCGCUCAUGUCCACGCGGGAGCUCAUGGCAUUUGACAAACAGUCCAACAUGACUCUCGCGAUGGAAAACAUGCACUUACAGCAACCACCGAACCCGGCCGGCUCAAAUUAUCACAUGUCUAUCUCACCCACACUUCAUUCUCUUCCCCCUUCGGUCUCUCAGCCUACCCUACCGUCUUCCGCCCCGCAAGCCGCCCCCGACCCAUUCGGGACCCACCUGCACCGCCCCCCUCCUCUUCCCUCAGCUGCUGUCAGCUCACCACCGACCCGCCGCCCGAAUUCCGUGUCUGUAGCUGAGGUAAGCCAACAGCAGCAACAAGCUCUUGUGACUUCGACGCAGCGGAAUGCACGGCUAGCGCCUGAUAGCAAAGGCCGCGAGAUCCCGCUAGAUGCCAAGUGGACUCGGAUCUCACGACGCCUGGUCUCGCCCGAAGUCUUGGCUGGUGCUGGGGUACGGUACGAAGCACGGCCAGAUUUCGUGGCUGUACUAGGAGAACUGAGCCGGGACGAGGUGAUCUACUUUGCUCACCGGACUACCGAGGUGCGUGCUGCGAGGGGUCGGCGAACUAGUACUACGCCUGCUGCGGCUACUGUGAUAAGCGGCGAUGGUGUGAAAGGAAGAAAGGUUGAUGAUAAGUAUCAUCCGGAUAAGUAUCGAAACUGGAACGUUAUUGAAGCAGAGGAGCGGCAGCGGCAGAGACGAAAAGAAGGAAAUAAGAACAGCCAUGAUACGGAUAGUGACGACGAUACUGGCGACGACGGCGUAACUUACAUCGUCAAUAACCGUAGUCGGCGACGAAAGGGGAGUACAGCUAGUACGGUGAGCGCGCUCUACGAUUCGAGUAACGGCUCAGGAUCAUCAGAUGGGGAAACGGACUCCGAUGACAGAGACCAAGAAUCGCAUGGUUCCUCAUCUUACUCUCAAUCAUACCCACGCUCCAGCUCGUAUCUGGAUGAUUACCAUCACUCCCGCUCACAGGCACAUCGGCGCAGUUCUACCAUUCCCUCGACCUCACACAAGCGCGAUGACAAAGCACACUCCCAAGCUAAAGGCAGAGUGAAUAGCGAUGCCGCAGACGAGAUAGGCCGUAAAAAUAAUAAAGACAGGAACGAAAGGGGUGCUAAGGCAUACCCAUUCAUCGUGUCACCGCCAUCCUCUAUGAUCGGGAAGGACAAGGGCAAAGACAAAGACACCGGCACUGGUACUAGCCCAGCUGCCACCGUAAAGCCGAAGCCUAUUCUCAAGAAUAAGAACGAUGACCCUCACGUGCGAAUCGAUCCCAACCCCCAAAUUAUCGAGGAAGGCUCAAGCUCUCUACCGCGGAGCCUACCUUCAUAUCGACGGAGCGAACGCGAGCGUCGAGAGCGGGAUAAGGACAGAGAUCGAGAGAGGAGCAAAGACAGGGAGAGGGAGAGGGAUAGAGAUAGAGAUAGAGAUAGAGAAAACGACCGUGAUCGUGAGAAGAGAUAUCGCUCGGACAGGUAUACAGCAGGAGGACGAGAAAAAGAACGACAUACAGAUCGCGAUCGCGAUCGCGACCGAGACAGAGGGGACCGAACCCGAGAGAAAGAAUACUAUUCAAACCGGGACCGCGACGAGGGCCGGGCUGAGUAUCCGCACCGGCACCGCCAUCGGAGCCACGGCCACAGGUACCAUUCAUCGAGUGCUCCCAGGAAAGAACGGGAGCGCGAAUAUUAUGACGACCACUAUGUCAGCAGUAGCAACCGGCUCCGAGAAGACCGUACCUCCAAGAAGAAGGCUCGAGACGAGACGAUACGGGCCGUGGGCCUCGGCGGCGCGGCAGCUGCUAUGCUAAGCAUGCUGAGUGAGGCGGCACUAUAAAGAGUCUACUGAGAAGCCAUGUUUACAUUGAAUUUGAGAAUAUUACGAGAGAGAGAUGAGCGAGGUAAAGGGGUAACGGAUACGACUGGAUAGCGGGACCUUGGUUACUAUUCGAGUCCUACACGGGUGGAAGGGGGAGACCUUAUAGUAGAAGGCAAAAUGUAGGGCAGACAAGUCGAGAAAGAAGAGGGGAUAGAUCGAGAGAUCGGAGAUUGAGAAAACGAGGGCUUGAUCAAGCGAAGACAAAAACACAUGCCAAACAAGCAAUCCUACUUGUAGUCGAUGAGCUAGCUAGCCGGUUUCUUAGCUCUGCUACCUGAAAUACGCAUCACACGUACUCCAUUCGCUUUCACGGAAUCUGCAAGUA